AUGCCUCUAUCUACUUUCUCUCCGGGAUAUGUACAAGUCGAUGCGUUUGGCCCCGAUGAGGGAUACGAAUCAGACGAAGAAGUUACGUUUGUGACCCUGGACCUCGGUUGUGUCGAACCUGCUUUGGUCCCAAGCAGUUCCUCGUAUCGACUGAUAGGUCUGGAUACACCGACACCAUUCCUGCAGCUCUCCGGUACUAUAUUCAAGGGACAACAUCAGUCUUUGUUAGGGACGGAAUUGCUAUUCACGGAUGCAAAAGACGACAAUCAGGAGCGAAACAAGAGAACGCUGGCCCACGUUGGCACCACCGAGCAACGCAUCCGGUUCAAAGAAGUCGAGCUGAGGGAGCGGAAUGCCAGUAGUGUCUCACAACCAGAGCAGACCGCGGAGACUGGCCAGAGCAAGAGCAAGAAAAACAGGAUCCCAGAGACAGUCGGGGAAGUCGUUGGCAGUACUAUUCCAGAUCCCGAGCCGCCUCGUAGACGCGGUGGACGGAGACGUCGUACCGAGCCGAUGGAGGGGAAUCUUGAGAAUCAGAGCAAGGGGAAGGGAAGAGGAAAGGGGAAGGGGAAGGAGCGCGAGACGAUGCAGCCCGGAGACGUUUCUGCGAACGGAACAGGAGAAGAACUUGGUGCAGCCGCCGACGGUGAAGAGCGAGUAACUGUUGACGUUGUUGAGGGGCUGCAGCCCGAUAUACAAGACAGUCCGGGUGAGAACCGAGGUGUGCAUCAGCAGAUCGGUAGCGAGGAGGUUCCUGGGCAUAUGGUCAUUGAUCCUGAUCUAAGUGGACUAUAG
Messenger RNA from Laetiporus sulphureus 93-53, 795 nucleotides. RefSeq lists its product as uncharacterized. Lineage: Eukaryota; Fungi; Basidiomycota; Agaricomycetes; Polyporales; Laetiporaceae. Gene Ontology annotation, biological process: transcription by RNA polymerase III. Gene Ontology annotation, cellular component: transcription factor TFIIIC complex. The record is from RefSeq and is a predicted model, not a curated record. The transcript is spliced from 3 exons. The coding region runs from base 1 to 795 and encodes 264 amino acids.